Molecule: messenger RNA, 1784 nt
Organism: Meriones unguiculatus (Mongolian gerbil)
Lineage: Eukaryota; Metazoa; Chordata; Mammalia; Rodentia; Muridae
Gene: Calhm4
Product: calcium homeostasis modulator family member 4
Exons: 2
Coding region: 258-1205 (315 amino acids)
Molecular function (GO): monoatomic cation channel activity
Source: RefSeq, a predicted model, not a curated record
CCCGGAAUGAGACAUUGAGAAGUUCUCUUUUCAGAGAAAACUGAGAUCCCUUCCCUUUCUCGCAGCUGCCAUCUGGUGUGAAUGUAUUAGCUCACGAUUCAUAAAGUACAUGAGAAGAGACUAGAAUCCUUUAAACACAAGGAUGUUGGGUUGCUUGACACAACCAGUUAAACCAGUGCCGUCCUAUAAAAUGGUCACAGCUGGUGGAGUCUAGCGAUCAGAAAGGGUCACCAGCUGGCUGUGUCGGAGCUUCCACGAUGAACUCAGCUCUCAACUGUUUUGUGUCUUCUCUGCAGAGAAGUGAAACGUGCAUCAGUUCUUUGAUAGCGAUUUUGACUGCCUGUGGGCAGCAACUGUUCUCCUCCUACACUUUCAGUUGUCCGUGUCAGGUCGGAAAGAAUUUCUAUUAUGGCUCAGCUUUUCUCGUGGUUCCUGCCUUGAUCCUUCUGAUUGCCGGCUAUGCUCUAAGAGGCCAAAUGUGGACAGUUGCCAGCGAAUACUGCUGCUGCAGCUGUACCCCUCCUUACCGGAGAAGCAGCCCCCUGGAGAGGAGACUGGCCUGCCUCAUGUUCUUCAGCGUCACCGGGAGGGCGCUGGUUGCUCCACUGACGUGGCUGACGGUGACCCUGCUGACAGGUACCUACUAUGAAUGCGCAGCAAGUGAGUUUGCCUCUGUGGACCAGUACCCAAUGUUUGCUAAUGUCACUGCUAGCAAACGGGAAGAGAUCCUAGCUGGAUUUCCCUGCUACACAUCAGCUCCCUCCGACGUGAUUCCAGUAAGGGAUGAAGUGGCUCUUUUACACAGAUACCAGUCACAAAUGCUGGGCUGGAUUUUGAUCAUUCUGGCAACCAUUGCUCUCCUGGUCUCCAAAUGUCUGGAAAGAUGCUGCUCUCCCCUCACCUCUCUACAGCAUCACUACUGGGCCAACCACCUCCAGAAUGAGAGAGCGCUCUUUGAGCAAGCUGCAGAGGAGCACUCCCGACUUCUCAUCAGGAAUCGCAUCAAGAAAGUGUUUGGCUUCGUUCCUGGGAGUGAAGAUGUCAAGCAUAUUCGUAUCCCUUCUUGUCAGGACUGGAGAGAUAUUUCUAUACCCAAUCUUCUAUGUGUGGGUGACACCUCACAGGGUCCUUAUAGCUUCCUUGGAGACCGGGUGGUUGAGGAAAAUGAGGAAGUUAAACAAGAAGGUAUUGAACUGAAACCUUAAUAGCUGCACCUUUCAAAGCCCAGGAUGCUUGAUUUUCCAAUGUGCGAGUUUCAGUACCAACUCUUUCUUUUCUUUCUCUCUGACACUUAUGUAUAGAAGUCCUUCCCAAAUCCUAUUUCCAAAGUCAAUUUAUAGAGCAACAACCUCCGUAACUUUAUGAAGUUUCAUCAGGUUCUUGGAAUGAUGAUUGUGUCAUGUUGAUCCAUUUUAAAUGGUUAUGGAAUUUUAAGUCAUGUCAAAUUGGCAUUUAGUUUUGUUGCUCAGUACCUGUUUGAAAAUCAGUAUUUCUGAGUGUUAUUUUGUCAUACACCCAUAACAGCUACCUCAGAGAGCUGCUGAGAAGAUUAAAUGCGAUGGCAAGAUUUACCACUAUGCUUUUCAUAGCAAUGAAUUCAAAGCAGCAUCAUUUUCCAUCAUCCUCUCUGAAUUCCAUCUUCUAUCACUGCAUUUCUCCACUCUAAUUUUUAGUUUUCUCCAUGUUUUCAUUUAAAUUAUAAAUUCUAUUAUCUUCUCCUCUUUCCUUGGAUCUGAAUAUGUAGCCUACUAGCAGGGAAAGUAGAAUAAAAUGGACUUUCUGAA